CCAGUUCUCGCUUCACGUGCUCCUGGAGGUGCACAUGUAUUAGUCAUUUACAAUUCGUGGGUGAAAGUUAUGUUUCCAAUAACUCGAUAACUACCUUUGGACGUGAUGGCAGAAGUGUGAAUGAAACUAGCGCUCCAGUAUUGUCGGAGGAGCCACUGCAUUGGAACAGAAUCCUUAAGAUGAGCCCCCGGCCAAGACUCAUCAUCCUGGCCGUGGUGAUGGCGGCCUCAAUCCUAACCGUGGUUCUCCUCCACCAAGGCCAGCUGGAGGCGCCCCCCCUGCCCAGGCUCUUCAAGGAGGACCGCGAGGCCGAGUACGACGUGUGGCCCCCCUUUUCCGUCGAGCCAAAGCGGGAUACGGCGUGGUACGUCCAGGAGUGCUUCGGCGGCCGCCAGUCCGAAGACAUCGAGGUGAUCUUCGGGCAGCUCCUCACGGCGUGGUCGCACUCAGACAACGCCGAGUGCGCCGAACUCUUCUCGAAGUUCAGUUACCUCUACGAAGUGCACGAUCGCUACGCCUCCAGGUUGGGGGUUCCGGGCCCUUUUGCGGAGAAGAUUAGGGCGUGGCUCCACAACGACUCGAAGCUGUUGGAGCAGAUUCAUCGUCAGCACCUGAUUCACGUCUUUCACCCGCUGACGUCAGAGCACACGGUGUACAACCCUGUGCGCGCGAGCCGUCCGAUGCCCACGCACAAGACGGACCCUUUUGAGUGGAUCAACAACCUCUCGAUGGUUACGAGCGUCGACUGUGAUUUCUGCAAGUACAAGGAGAACACGGCCGUCGAUCUGCUCGGAAGAGACGACGCGAACGACACAGCCCGAGUGACGAACACCUUCAAAGUGGAGUCGUGGCACAGCAUGGUGGUGACCAAGUACCUCCACCACCCACUCAACUUCACCAGGGACCUUAUGAGCCACUUCUUCGAGGCUGCCGUGGCCUGGGUUUACGACGUGAGCCAGAUGGAUACGAAUUAUAUUUAUCCCAACAUAGCCUGGGACACCCUACAUCACGCAGGGGCUUCGCAGAUCCACCCGCAUAUCCACAUGAUGAUGGCUCCCGACCAUUACUACGGCUAUUUUGAACUUCUCCGCUCGGCCGCCCAGAGGUACUACGAAGAGAAAGCCGAAAACUACUUCAACGCUGUCCUCGAGGUUCACGCCGCCCUGGGACUCGCGGUGCAUUAUGGGAAGGCCGUGGCGAUCUCGACCGUGACUGGGAAAGCCGACCUGGAGGUGAUGUUCCUGAGCGAGCGUCCCGACGAAGACUUCUACCACCUCAUCUACUACACAGUCAAUGCGUACCACGAUACAUUCACACAGCUCUGCAAAGGGUUCGCCGGUGCUCUCCCUGCCAUGGGGACGUCAGACAGGGCAUCCCGGGGUAGGAUGCCCACAGUGGCGAAGCUCAUCUCCAGGGGGGACUGCACGUCGCUCAGGACUGACUAUAGUUCCUUCGAAAUCUUUCAGAUUGUGUAUAGAAUCUAUGACCCUUGGCGAGUGGCAGCAGCUAUCAGGAAAGCGAUUAAAACGCACAAUGAGAUACAUAAAAAUGCAUAAAACGAAGUGAAUCACAGCUAAGUAUGUCCAUAACAAUACGGAGCCUUCGCCGUCUCUACCUUUCUCUGCUCCCCCCCCCCUCUCUCUCUCUCUCUCUCUCUCUUCUCUCUC
Messenger RNA from Penaeus vannamei (Pacific white shrimp), 1667 nucleotides. RefSeq lists its product as uncharacterized. NCBI's taxonomy places the organism in Eukaryota, Metazoa, Arthropoda, Malacostraca, Decapoda, Penaeidae. The record is from RefSeq and is a predicted model, not a curated record.